CAACACCUUCGACAUAGUCACCUCCGAAGAACUUAAUAAAGCAAUCGACUCCUGUCCAGCGCACUCGGCGACCGGCCCGGAUGGCAUUCCUUAUACCUUUAUUAAAGCAAUAGUCAAAGCAAACACAACUCUAAUCCAAGACAUGUUCUCCGCCAUGCUCCGGCACGGCGUACACCCAGCGGAAUGGAAAAUAGCUAAGUGUAUCCCGAUCCCGAAACCCGGUAAAGCAAACUAUCAUGAAGCAAAAGCCUACCGGCCCAUUUCCCUUCUACAAUGCUUCAGCAAAAUCCUGGAGAAGAUAGUGGCCCAAAGACUUUGCACCGCUGGAGAAAUUCUAGGCACACUCUCAGCGAAUCAAUUUGGAGGAAGACCAACCAUCUCGGCAAUCGACGCCCUGCUGAGAACCUUAACGCCAAUACAACAAAACCUACUACUGAAAAACAGUACCGGAGUCGCUCGGCGAGACAGACCAGCGAUCCUAACCAAUGAUAUCCAAGGAGCAUUUAACUGCGUUGACCACCUACUCCUCGCGGAAAUCAUGCAACAACAAAAAUUCCCUACCUACUUAACAGAAUGGUGCAAGGAAUUCAAUACCGGCAGAAAACUAUAG
This is a messenger RNA of Morchella sextelata, 610 nucleotides long. RefSeq lists its product as uncharacterized. NCBI's taxonomy places the organism in Eukaryota, Fungi, Ascomycota, Pezizomycetes, Pezizales, Morchellaceae. The transcript has a single exon. The annotation marks the transcript as partial. The record is from RefSeq and is a predicted model, not a curated record.